Messenger RNA from Sodiomyces alkalinus F11, 2448 nucleotides. Its product is annotated as glycogen synthase. Gene Ontology annotation, molecular function: alpha-1,4-glucan glucosyltransferase (UDP-glucose donor) activity. The coding region runs from base 316 to 2445 and encodes 709 amino acids. Gene Ontology annotation, biological process: glycogen biosynthetic process. The transcript has 6 exons. Gene Ontology annotation, cellular component: cytoplasm. The record is from RefSeq and is a predicted model, not a curated record. Lineage: Eukaryota; Fungi; Ascomycota; Sordariomycetes; Glomerellales; Plectosphaerellaceae.
AUUCUUUUCACCUCCUACGGAUUCCCUCGUCCGUUUUCCAAUCCCUUUCCCCCUAAUUCCCCUCUUGAGCUCUGCAAUUAUUACCUGCCUGAGCAAGGCGGCUUUUUUUUGGGGUCUAUCUCCGGAAAGUUUCGAGUUCGACCAUUGAAGGCUGCCAAUUGGAGGAGCUAUCUGAAGUCUAGGAAUAUUCAUUUGUCCUCCUUUUCGUGUUGUUUUAGCCUUACUCUCAAGCUCGAGCCCUGUCCUCGACGCAUUGUCAGAAGCAGAAAGCAGCACCAGGCCAUUCAACCGUUCACCACUUCCAAUCUCGCCACCAUGUCGCAAGAUUCGGACGCCCCCCAACGUGAGGUUAAAAACCACAUCCUCUUCGAGAUUGCGACUGAAGUCGCACAUAGAGUGGGUGGCAUUUACUCCGUGAUCAAAUCGAAGGCUCCCGUCACUACGGCCGAAUAUGGCGAUCGAUACACACUCAUCGGCCCACUCAACCACCAAUCUGCCGCAGUGGAGGUUGAGGAGUUGGAGCCAACCAUUCCAGAGCUCGUCAAAACUAUCAAGUCGAUGAGAGACCGAGGUAUCGGUGUCUUGUAUGGGAGAUGGCUUAUCGAAGGCGCACCUCGUGUGCUACUUCUCGACACCAAGACCGCCUACAGCUAUCUGGACGAAUGGAAGACCGACUUGUGGAACAUCGCCAGCAUCCCUUCCCCGCCUAGUGACGACGAAACUAACGAAGCUAUCGUCUUUGGGUACCUGGUUGCGUGGUUUUUGGGAGAGUUUGUGUGCCACGAGAAGAAAAAGGCCGUCAUCGCACACUUCCAUGAAUGGUUGGCCGGCGUCGCGUUGCCCCUUACGAAGAAUCGGAGGAUCGAUGUCACCACCAUAUUCACUACGCACGCUACAUUGCUAGGCCGCUACCUCUGUGCCGGCUCGGUCGAUUUCUACAAUAACCUGCAAUACUUCGACGUGGAUGCCGAGGCAGGCAAGCGCGGCAUUUAUCAUAGGUACUGCAUCGAACGUGCGGCUGCCCACACAUGCGAUGUCUUUACCACGGUUUCCCACAUAACGGCGUUCGAGAGCGAACACCUCCUAAAGCGCAAGCCUGACGGUGUCCUCCCGAACGGGCUCAAUGUCACCAAGUUCUCAGCCGUUCACGAAUUCCAAAAUCUUCAUCAGCAGGCCAAAGAAAAAAUCCACGACUUCGUACGGGGUCAUUUCUAUGGGCACUACGAUUUUGAACCGGAAAACACGAUCUAUUUCUUCACGGCCGGCCGAUACGAGUUCCGGAACAAAGGUGUCGAUAUGUUCAUUGAAUCGCUGGCACGCCUCAAUCACCGUCUGAAGUUGGCCGGCAGCAAGAUGACGGUCGUUGCCUUCGUCAUCAUGCCGGCCCAGACCACCUCGCUGACGGUGGAAGCGCUCAAGGGGCAGGCUGUGAUCAAGUCGCUCCGGGACACGGUUGAUGUCAUUGAGCGUGGUAUCGGUAAACGCAUCUUUGAACGUUCCCUCAAGUGGCACGAUGGCGACCCGCUACCCGACGAGAAGGAGCUGAUCACGAGCCAAGACCGUGUCCUCCUCAGGAGACGUCUGUUCGCCAUGAAGAGGCACACGCUUCCACCAAUCGUCACCCACAAUAUGAUGAACGACCACGAUGACCCCAUUCUGAAUCAGAUUAGGCGGGUUCAGCUGUUCAAUCACCCUUCGGACCGCGUGAAGAUCGUGUUCCAUCCCGAGUUCUUGAACUCGGCUAACCCUGUUCUGCCUAUGGACUAUGACGAGUUUGUGCGAGGCACGCACAUGGGCAUCUUCGCGUCGUACUACGAGCCGUGGGGCUAUACCCCCGCGGAGUGUACUGUCAUGGGGGUGCCCAGCAUCACGACCAAUUUGUCCGGGUUCGGUUGCUACAUGGAGGAGUUGAUCGAAAACUCGAGCGACUACGGAAUUUACAUCGUCGACAGGAGGACCAAGAGCGUGGAUGAUUCGGUCAACAUGCUAACGUCGCAUAUGUUGGACUUCUGCCAAAAGAGCCGACGGCAGCGGAUCAAUCAGCGCAAUCGAACGGAGCGGCUCAGCGACCUCCUGGACUGGAAGCGGAUGGGGAUGGAGUACGUGAAGGCAAGACAGCUGGCGCUCCGCCGUGUCUAUCCUGGAUCGUUUGAGGGCGAGGAGGAGGAGGAAGAUGCGAUUCUUGGCGUGGAGCAGAAGAUCUCUCGGCCAUUCUCCGUGCCGGGAUCUCCUCGCGAUCGCACCGGAAUGAUGACACCGGGAGAUUUCGCCAGCCUCCAGGAAGGUAGGGAAGGCCUGAGCACUGAAGAUUACGUUUCGUGGAAGUUGCCAGAGGAGGAAGAUCCUGAUGAGUACCCUUUCCCGCUGACGCUCCGAACCAAGCGCCCAGAGGCUGCAAAUACCCUGAACGGCGGUGCACUCCAGCCCAAAGAGGACGGUAUCUGAGCC